This is a messenger RNA of Cucurbita pepo subsp. pepo (vegetable marrow), 2753 nucleotides long. RefSeq lists its product as uncharacterized. Gene Ontology annotation, biological process: protein ubiquitination. Gene Ontology annotation, cellular component: Cul4A-RING E3 ubiquitin ligase complex. The record is from RefSeq and is a predicted model, not a curated record. Lineage: Eukaryota; Viridiplantae; Streptophyta; Magnoliopsida; Cucurbitales; Cucurbitaceae.
GGGGGAGAAACGCAUCACUACUGCAGUUGGCGCCAUUUGCUGAUGCGGGAAAACACGGGCACACUUUCGACGGAGGAAUUUUUCUGUGAUUUGUUCCAUUGAAGAAACUAUAUUAUGUGUCGGUGAUCUGAGCUCGGUGGCGGUGCGACUCAGCUACUCCGGUAGAUCGAUGAAAUUCUCAGUUUCGCGUAUACAGGAGCCCUAAGCAAUGGAGGACCGAAGGCUGUUGGAGAGAGAGAGGCAUCAGAUUGAGCAGAUUCUUCAGCUUGAUAAUGAGGAGUUGCAAGUUCAGGAAGUUGACUCCCUCCCCCACUCCGACGAUGAUCGCGAUGCUAUUAAUGGGGAUGGUGGUACUGAGGCCUUUGCUGAAUUUACUUUCAAUUCCUCCUUGACAUCUUUGCAUACGUAUCUUGGUGAGGUUGAGGAUUCUCAUCACAGGAUGGCUUUCUUGGAUGGUGGUGCCAUCCUGAACCUCCCUGUAUUUUAUCUUGAAGGUGUUGUGUUGUUCCCAGAAGCUACUCUACCUCUCAGGGUGAUACAAUCAAACUUUAUUGCUGCCAUUGAGAGAGUAUUAACUCAGUUUAACACCCCUAAUACCAUAGGUGUGGUUCACGUCUCCUUGGAUUCUGAUAAUGAGAGACUACAUUUUGCGAAUAUUGGGACAACUGCAGAGAUUCGGCAGUUUCGGAGGUUGGAGGAUGGUUCUCUUAAUGUUCUGGCUAGAGGGAAGCAACGAUUUCGUCUUAGACGCCGUUGGAUUGAUGUUGAAGGAGUGCCAUGUGGAGAAGUUCAAAUUAUCCAGGAAGAUUUGCCAUUAAGGACUCCACGGGAUGCUUUUGGAGAAUUGACUCCAAGGAGUACUGUUCAGCACCACAGUCUCUCAUGUGCAUUGGCUUCAUAUACUUCUUGCUCUAGAUCAUUUACGUCCGGGGAUGAGGAGGAUAAUUCGGCCUCUAUUUCAGAAGAAAGCUUUGAACGUGAGCUUUCAUUGAGAGAGAGGAAAAUCCACCAAGCAGCAAUUGAUUCCAGAGAGUCUUGUAGUGAUGAGGUGAUAACUGGGUCAGAGGCAAAACACCAACGUGCGAUGUCACAUCUAAAUGACUCUGAUUCUGUAGGAUCAGUGCAUUCUGCCCAUGAGAAGGAAAAUGGAAAAUCUGUCCCUGAUAUAGGAAAGAGUUCUACAUCAGCUUGGGAAUCUAGUGAGAGGAAAGAACUCAAAAGAUGUCGAAGAAACUCAAGUUUUACUCUGAUGCAUGGGGUUUCGAAAGCGUUUUGGCCGUAUUGGGUUUACUCGAUGUAUGAUUCAUAUUGUCUUGCUGAAAAAGCAGCAGCUAUGUGGAAGCAGAUAGUGGGGGUGCCAAACAUGGAUGGUUUUGUGAAGAAUCCAGACAUCUUAGCGUUCUAUAUUGCUAGUAAGAUUCCUGUUUCUGAAUCUACUAGACAGGAACUCUUGGAGAUUGAUGGCAUUUCAUAUAGAUUGCGUCGGGAAAUUGAGUUACUGAAGUCUAUUGAUAUCAUCCAAUGUAAAAGCUGCAAGACGGUUAUAGCCCAGCGCAGCGAUAUGUUGGUGAUGUCUACUGACGGUCCUCUCGGUGCUUAUGUGAACCCUCAUGGUUAUGUGCAUGAAAUAAUGACUCUUUACAGAGCAAAUGGCUUGGCACUUAGAGGACGAGCUGAGACAGAAUACAGUUGGUUCCCUGGGUACGCAUGGACAAUCUCAAUCUGUGCCGCUUGUGAAACUCAAUUAGGAUGGCUUUUUACUGCCACAAAUAGGAAUCUGAAACCCAGAUCAUUUUGGGGAAUACGAAGUUCCCAGUUAGCCGAUCCCACACUCUAAUAUGGUCAACUUCGGUUAGCUUUUUCUAAACUUCUUGCAAGUGUAUAGAGAAUAUUCGUGUUUGUAUUUGAAUGCUUUCCUUCUUUAGAUGAGUGCUUCUGUUGCAACAGCUUCUAAGAGUUCACGUUAGAGCAACUGCCCUGCCUCAAAUCUAGAUAGACUAUAUAUUCAUAUGCGACAUGUAAUUAACUGUUUGUUGUAGAUAAUUAACUGUUUGUUGUAACUAUAUCUAUUCAAGAUAGGAGGAGAAAUUGCUGGGUCGACCAUAUUUUAGUGUUUUCUUGUGUUUUGAACAUACGAGUGCAAUUAUAAUCAUCAUUAGUCGGUUAAAUGGCAUUUUAGGCUUUUUGGAGUUCUGUCUAAUAAAUUCUUAAAUUUUAAGAAGUGUUUAAUAAGAUUAUGUUUGAUAGGUCUUUGAAAAAUCAACCGUGUUUAGAAAUCUCUAAGUUCUCAAUUUAGUGUUUUAAUUAACUUCUUUACUUCAAUAAAUUCUUUAUCUAUGGGUAGUCUUUUUUGGUUCAAAGACCAUAUGUUAGAAAGCCAUACAAUUUAAUCCUUUUGCUUUUGCUUUUGGGAUGAUGUCCAAAUCCACAUCCACUUUAUAAUUGAUUUGGUUAAGCACUCAAUAUCCUCAACUCAUUCAACUCUGUCACUGAAGACAAAAAAAUUGAUCUUAAUUGGUUCAAAUGACUAUUGGAGUACACUGAGACUGAUUACUUGCAGAUGGGUAGCGAUGGUUGUAUGCGUUGUUUGAAGUAUUGGUCUUCAAUAGCAAUAGUUCAGUUGGAAGAACCUCCUUCGCUCUAGACAUUACAAUUUUCCAAUCAGAAGAAGGGAUGGUAAGAAUUUUUUGAAGUUUUCCAUCAGAUGAGGAAUGGGAGAAAACUGGUGAUGGUAUGUAGGCCAAAUUGCAAAA